Molecule: messenger RNA, 618 nt
Organism: Amphimedon queenslandica
Lineage: Eukaryota; Metazoa; Porifera; Demospongiae; Haplosclerida; Niphatidae
Exons: 7
Coding region: 10-522 (170 amino acids)
Biological process (GO): transcription by RNA polymerase I
Source: RefSeq, a predicted model, not a curated record
UAGUCAUCAAUGGCUGAACUACCUGAUCAGGAAGAAUCAGAUGAAAUUCAUCCUAAACCCCUUCCUCUUAAUAAUAAAGAGUUAUGGUUGAUCUCUUUACCUUUUGAAAUUGAGCCGAGGACUUUGUCUGGAAAAAAAUUCCAACUGGGGUCUUCUUUAGUAAAAAGCAAAUGCAAGAAUCAAAAACUAAAGAUAAAUGAUAAAUCAUUUCGCGUUGAAGUAAUGCACCAGCCGUCAACGAACAGUUCAAGUAAAGUGACUCCUAUACUACCAGCAGGGAAAUCAGGAAAACUUUCAUUUCACAAAAUAAUGGGUGAGAUUGUAUUAAGAAGAGAACCAAAGAUUAAUGAUCACGUCACAGCAAUAGAGCCACCAGCAAUGAAGAAACAAAAAAUAGACGAAGACAUAGAUGAGCAAUGGACACAUUUAAAACAGAGAUGGAAGCCAUUUGGAUGGAAAACACCAUCAGUAAAAGGUACUGCAAAGGAUAAAAAGAAAAAGAAAAGGACAAAAGCUGAUUAAGAUCUAAACUUAUUUUUUUAAUGUAUCAUUAAUCUAUCUGUGUCAAUAAAGAUUGUUUUAGUGAUUCGCAUAUCAUGAUUAUAAAGAAUGAAAAAA